Scaptodrosophila lebanonensis is the source of this 3832-nucleotide messenger RNA. It is a transcript of the gene Reck, whose product is annotated as reversion-inducing cysteine-rich protein with Kazal motifs. Gene Ontology annotation, molecular function: metalloendopeptidase inhibitor activity; protein binding. Bases 181 to 3480 code for a protein of 1099 amino acids. Gene Ontology annotation, cellular component: plasma membrane. Gene Ontology annotation, biological process: extracellular matrix organization. Lineage: Eukaryota; Metazoa; Arthropoda; Insecta; Diptera; Drosophilidae. The record is from RefSeq and is a predicted model, not a curated record. The transcript is spliced from 7 exons.
UUCGAAUUCAGUGGAAUCGAGCAGUCAAUUGAAAGUGUUGAAAAAGGCCGAAAAAAGUCACAAAAUGCAUUCAAAGUAGACCAACUGAUUGAACGCACCACAAACCAACAACAACAACAUAAACAACAACGCUGAACGAGAUAAAAGUAACAACAAUAUUAACAACAACAACAACGCGUCAUGCGACUGCCGAUUGUUUGCGUGACGCUGCUGACGCUGACGUUAAGCGCGGCUGCGCUGCGACAGCCACAGACACCAACAGAUGCUGAGGCAGAGGAGAAUCAAAGCAACAAAAACGCACAUUUGGAGCGCCACGGGCGGCGGCGCAACAACAACAACAGCUCCAGCAACAAUAAAAGCAAUAAUGCAGCGGCUACCAGGCAACAGCUGCGUCAGCCACAAAGCAAACGGCAGCAACAGCAACAACAAAGGCCAAAGCUAAGCAGCGAGGAGGAGGAGCAGCAGGAGGAGGACUACGAUUGGACCGAUGUGGACACAAGCGCCAUGGCGACAGGCGAUAGCUUUGAGGCUGUUGUGGAGCCAGUGAGGACACAAAGCGCCCCCUAUGAUAUCUUCGCUUGCUGCAAUGAAGUAUUCGGCUCAUGUCGUGAAUCAUGCGAAAAUCUGUCCCUGGUCCAGUUGGCCACCGACCCUCGUGCUGAACUGAAAAAAUACUGCCAAUUACAUCAAUUGGAGUUCUGGGGCUGUCUCAAUCGCACACUCGAAGCUGUUGCUCGCGGCUCUGAUUGGUCGGGUCGACGUUGUUGUCAGUUUGGCGUUUUACAACACUGUCGCAAUGCCUGCGCAACGAGCUCUUCAAGCACAGAGUUAAGUAACGGCAUUUGCAGGCGUAGUGAUGAGCAGCAAUUAUAUGAUUGCCUGGAGCGCCAGGACGCGGCAGAUCGUUGCUGCGGCCAGGCCCGCACAUCCGAGUGCUUGCAGGCGUGUCGCGCCGUCUUCGAGACACCAAACGAGAACGAAAGCGAGAAUGGAUCUCGUCCACAUCCCGAUGAUCGUCUCCAGCUGGACCGGGCUUGUGGGGAGCGAAAUGCUGAUGUGCUCCAAUGUAUUAACAAUCAUACGGACAUGACGCCGCUAGCCAAUGCGCAUCAAUACCUUCCUUGCUGCAAGUACAGCAACAACGAGCACUGUAGUCGCACCUGUCGGGCGCUCCUUCAUCAGAAUGUCAGCCAAGUGGAGCGCAGUGAUGUGAUCUUUGAGCGUCUUCAGGCUGCCGGAUGUGGCACCCCAUUGCCGCAUUUGCCGUUCUGGCAGUGCUUCCUGACCGUCCCCAGGAAGUUGUAUGUGCCGGCAGGCGGACAGACACAGCACCAUCGAGCACCGAGCUAUGCCGGCGCCAAUGAGCAGACCAACCAGCUAGGCAUAGAUGCUGCCAAGCGCCAGUGCUGUGAGUUUGCGAGCAGCCACAAGUGCCGGCGCCUGUGCUCGCAGAUCUUCAGCAAUGAUUGGUGGGAGACACGAGCCAGCUUUGAUAGCGAGUGCCUGGAACAGCCCGCUGAGUUGGAGCUGCGCCGCUGCAUCGAGAGUGUGGACGCGCCUUGUGAACUGGGCUGCGACGGCCUCAGCUUCUGCACCAACUUCAACAAUCGUCCUACGGAGCUCUUCCGCAGCUGUACACCCGCGCAUGAUGCAGCGGCUCGUGAAGAUCUGCUGCUGCUGCAACAGCGCGGCUAUGUACGCGUCCUGGGCCAGGAACUGCACAUUAAAAACACCACGCGCUGUGCGCCGGAGAAGUGGCAAGCUCUGGUCUGUGCCCUGCAGCUGCAACCCUGCACCCGCGUCGGACUCUACAAUGGCAUUUGUCGCGAGGACUGCAACGAGCUGUUGGACGAGUGCCUCGACUGGACGCGCCAAACGCAGCGACCGCAGGCCAUAUGCGCGAGACUACAGCCCACACUUAGCGAGGAUGAGGUGCCACCGCCCUGCAUCUCUCUGCGCGCCUACUUGGAGCGGGGUGACGCUGCUCCAGAGGCGGGCGGACACUACGGCCUCACAGCCCCCUGCGCAGCCAUGCCCUGUAAUGGCAGCGAGGUGUGCGUGCCGCAGCGGAAUGGCAGUCAGGGGUACUCCUGCAUACCCAGCUGCAGCUUGGGUCAGGCCUCCUCGCUGAGUGUGCCCUUCGGCGCCUAUUUGCGCGUCGGCAAGACAAGCAGCUCGGCGGGCACUGGCUUGGCCAGUGGACAGCUGCUGAUGGCGGAGCACAUGGUGUGUCGGUGUGGACGACGUGGCCAGGUGGAACAGUGCCAGCCCCUGCCCAGUUACACGCACGCGCACUGCGUGUUGCCGGGCGGACGCAGUUUUCGGCACGGCGAGUCCUUCUACCUCGAGUGCAAUCUUUGCAGCUGCUUUGCCGGCGAGAUUACGUGCACCAAGCAGCAGUGCCGUCUGGUUGGCUACACAGACGCCAGCUACACAAGUCUGCCGUGCAACUGUCCGGCUCACUAUGUGCCUGUGUGCGGUGUCAACGGAAAUACCUAUCCUUCGGCCUGCGUGGCCAAGUGUCUGGGUCUCCAGGAGACUAGCUACGUCUACGGAGCCUGCAAUGCACGCAAUGCCUGUCAAGCUGGCACCCACGACUGUCCAGUCGGCACUCAAUGUCUGGAACAGCGCCAGAUCUGUCUGUCCAGCAUGCAAAGGCCCUGCAGCCAGCAUGUCUGUGUCAACAUAACUGCGUCGAGCUGUUCCAGCCAUCACUCCCAGGAGCUGUGCGACACCCGUGGCCAGACCUAUACCAAUGCGUGCGCUCUCUUGCAGAGCAACGGCCAGUUGGCCUAUUGGGGCGCAUGUUUAUCCGGUCGCUGUGCCGCGCAAUCGUCCAUCACUCCUGUCUGUGGCAUCAAUGGGGUUACCUAUCGCAGCACUUGUGCUGCCUGGGCCGAUUAUGUGCUUGUGGACUAUGUGGGACGUUGUCGGGAGGUUGGUUUGCUGGCCGCCGAUAUGGGUCGGCGUUGUCGGACGGUCAAGUGUCCGGCCCCUGUUUCGCAGCAUUGUCGUCACAUUGUGCCUCCCGGCGCCUGUUGCCCCAUCUGUGCCGGUGGCGCUUUCCGCAUCAUCUACUCACGCAAGCAAUUGGAUCGUGCGAUGUACGCGUUGCGUGGUUCUCGGAGCUCCUUGUUGACGUUGCACGGCGUGCUCCAGCAAUUGGAUCAGAUGGUGCAGGUGAGCGAGUGUCAGCUUACUGGUUUCCUCACCAUGGAGGUGGGCAUCUUUGUUGCGCUGGUGACACGUUCGGCAAGACCCACACGAUUGCAGCUGGAGGCAUGUGCUCGAGAGGCGGAGAAGAUAUCGGCUCUGAUCAGCGCACAAUCGCCCCGAAUCACAACAAAUUUGGCACUUUCCAGCCUCACUGUAUCCCACGUUUUGGAGCCCAGCCUUUAUGGUCGUGGCCUAAAUCUAAGCCCCACUUUAAUGCUCCUAUUACCUGUUGCUCUGAUAAUGCUAAUAAGAAGUUUGAAGUAGUGUGUAAAUUAGCGUAAAAUUGUAAUCAUAGUCAACUUUUUUUGGUUCUUGUACAAUUUUGAACAAUCAAGUGAAUUCUUGGUGCCAAUUUUUUCAGUAGUUUAAGUUGCAAAUCGCUUCCAAACACAAAAUACUCCUCACGUGCCUUCACCAAAUUAGGUGUGUGGGUGGAAUUGAAAAUGCAUUGUGGAUCCUUUUAUUAUUGCAUAUGUAUGUGUAUGUGUAUAUAGACCGGACCCUCUGUAAAUUGUGAUAUUAGCUAAAAUAUCUUUAAGCACUCAUUAAAGACAUGUCUCUAGUUAGCACUUAUUAAUAUAAUAUACUAAUAAUAUUAUCUAUAACGAACAACCAA